AAGAUGAUCAUGAACAAUCCAUCGACAUGAUGCUACAUAGGUGUGGUCUGAUGAUAAAUAAUUUCAUUUCAUUUUCUAUUUUCUAUACACAAGAGCACAUGGGCAUCGCUGUUAAACGUGACAAGAGCGGGUAUGGUGGAAGGAUAAUUGCAGCUAAAGAUGAGACAUAUCUGAAAGGGGGAAACUAGUUUCGAUUUCGGACAAUCUGGACUUAGACCACGGACAUAGAAACAAGAACACAUUGUUAAGUACACCAUCUCUUGAUACAUUGCAGUUGAGAGCCCGGCGCUUCGUUCGAGAUACAAAUCGAGAAAAGGAAGCAAAAGUUCAGCGGGCUCCAAUGGAGGAUCUGUACACAGACCUUCUCUCGUGGCCUCGUCAUUAGUGUUUUUCGACCAUCGAGAGGCCAACUCUGUGGCUGGGCUACUGGCUGGAGGUAUACUCUAUGUUCCUUUCGAAAUUUCUGAAACUUUGCUAUUCUUUAGCAAAAGCUAUUGUAGGUCGCCUUGUGAUCAACACGAGGAACAGAAAAAAUUACAAGUAACAAACUGCGGAUUUGACAAGCCACAGGAGAAAUCGCGCAGACGACAGGGAUACGUGAGACCCGGGAGACAAAGUGACUGGAGAAGGAAAGUAUUAUAAGGUCAGAAAUCAAGGGUUACCGAAACAAGAUGAACAUGGUGUCGUGUCUGCUGGGGCUGCUGCUUGUCGUCUCAGUCUCAGUAAAAGAUGCUAAAAGUGAAAUUAGAGUGCCACCAACAAUACUAAGCCCGAGGGAAGGUCAGACAUUGAUCUAUAAACAAUACCAAAAGGUCACAGUGUACUGCAAUGCUACUGGGACUCCCAAGCCUAAAUAUAAGUGGAAGUGGAAUGGGGCAGAAAUCAACUCUCAGCAUAUCAAAUAUAAUGAAACGGAUGGACACCUUGAUAUUCCAUCUCUGUCAGAAAGAGAUGAAGGAAUAUUUGUGUGUCUCGCCACAAGCACAUUUUCUAAGGAAGAGAAAGCUGUGGCACUGUCUCCACUAGUAGAAAUUCGAGUUGCUCGUGUGGGCGACUUUAUAAAAAGACCUACAGAAUAUUACAAUGUGAAAGAGGGAAUGUACAUAAAGCUUCCUUGCGACAAAGAGCUUCCAGCUUACUAUGGUGCAACUACCUUUAAAUGGUACAAAACAUACGAUCAGAAAAAUACUGAAAUCUUUAUGGAUGCACGGAAAUUCAUUGACCAGGAAGGUUCGCUACACUUUUCUUAUGCACAGACUGAUGAUCAGUCUGCUCGUGAUGAGAAAUACAAGUGCGCCAUGUCUAAUGUUGAUAGUUCAGUCAUCAAACUAGGCAAUGAGAACAGCCUACAAGUGAACAGCAAUGGAAGCUCAAUUCCAGAUUCAUCCCCGCAUGUUCAAUACACUACGAGUGGGAAACUUCUCACUGUUGAAGUUGGUAAAAAUGCCACACUUGAGUGUGUUUUCAGUGGAUAUAAAGCAGGUGGUAGCAAUAACAAGACGGUGCCUGUCAUCACUUGGCUUGAUCAGCUUCAACAGCCCAUUGGAGAUGGAGGUCGUUAUCAGAUUACCCAUGAAGGCCGUUCUCUUAUCAUCAUGAAUGUCACAGAAGAAGACGAGAAAACUUACCAUUGCCAAGGGACAAAUUUACUGGGCUCUGCCAUAGGGAACUUGACACUAAAUGUCACAUCCCGUCCCAUUUGGGUGCAACGUGUCCCUUCUGUAACAUUAACAGAAGGGAAAGAUGCAGAGCUCACAUGUGUCACUAGGUCUGCAUCCAAUGAAGCUAAGCCUAAUGCUCCCAUUUGGCUCAGAAAUGGGGAGUCAAUGACUUCAGGAUAUGAUCCAAGUAAAUACGUGUUCAAUCCUGACAAAACUAUUUUGACGAUAAAGCAUGUGAAAAAAGACCGAGAUAUUGCAUGCUACCAGUGCGAGGUGGCUAACAGUGUUGGCAUGGUUCAAGAUGAUGGCUGUGUCAAUGUUGUUGUUCCCAUUAGCAUUAGUGUUAAGCCAAAUGAGAUACAACGUGUCAAGAAAGAAGAUGUGGUGGAGCUGACUGUUGUGGCUACCACUGACCCUCUAUAUGAGAGUGAGAUGCGCUACUCCUGGAUCUUCAAAAAUGUUACAUACGAAGGUUCCAAUGCCCCACCUAAUGUAACCUAUGAUGCAGUCAGCAAGAGGGCCUACAUCAACACCUCAGUCCUGACUGACGAAGAAUUAAAAAAAAUUGUGGGGAUCUACCGCAGAGUUAUUACCACACCUGUUGAAACCAAACAUAUUGAUGUGGAAGUGAAAUUAGAAGCUAAAAAAACAGAACCAGUGGUAAACGAAGCAGGAUUUGAUUUUUGGCUGAUUAUACUUGCUGUUGGCAUCUUCAUAGUUCUGAUCGUUCUGAUUGUCACCAUUUACUCAUCAUGCCGUCGCAAGCAGCAGGAAGGAACUUACCCAGUGGACAAGAAAGAGACGGCUGCUGGGCUUGAUCCAGAAAAGGAAUUAAUGAACAGUCGCUUUCAUGACAUUAUAUAGUUGCUGAGAUUUCUGUUAUGUUGAAAAUGAUGUGCAAAUUUAUAUAUAUAAGCAAGCUUUGACACUGCAGACAGUGCAUCACCUUUACAAUCUAGAGUCCAGGUGUACUUAAGUUCAUGGGCUCAAGGGUAGUAAGUGAUCUUCACAGUUUAAUGUUUAUGUAAAAGCCCUGAGGUAUAUAAGUUUGCUCUUCUAGGAUGUGUGCAAAUGUAACUAUUCCCAGGAGUGGAUUUUGUUUUUAUAGGCCUGAUGACCAGUUUCUACAGUUUGACAUUUAUUAUUUCCUUGCAGCUAUUAGCUGCUUGUAUCAUUUCUCAUGAUCAGAAUUCAAAUUUUGAUCGACAAAAGUAAAUAAAUCAGAAAUAAUUUUGUAAGGUUAGGUUGUUUUUAAAAGACCUAUUCCAGUCUCAGAAAUCAGAGAAAUCUACAGAAAGCAGAUUUUAUCUCAUUCUGCACAUUGACAUAUGAUGAGGGUUUCUUAUGGAAAGAUAUAUCAUCUUUGAAUUUGACAUUUUUACAAUUGAAAUAUCACUUAACCAUGAUAGAGACACACAAGAGUCAGCCUGUACUUUUCACUUCUAUGCUCAUUAGGACAUAAUUAUUAUGAGUAAUGUCUUUUCACAUAAUUUUACAGUCAGGGUCUGUUUUGUUCAUAUGUACAGCCCACAUUUUGUCACUUUUAUUUUAUGAUUGUCUUGCACUAUAUCAGAUAGUUGCUGAACUGCAUGGACAAUGUAUUCAUAACUGCAUAGCUUUGCUUCUUGUUUGGUUCAUGUCAUUAUCAGCCAGCCACAGUUGAAAGCAUGUUUUCAUCGUAGCAUAGCUGACAUUUCAUGAAAACUUGUUUUGAGUUAAGGGUCAAAGUUUCAAAACAACUUGAUUCUUCUUUGUUCUGAUGAUGAGAGCUUCUUGUAGCACUCCAUUAUGCAUGCACCAGGUGCAAAAUAUUGCUGCCUUUUCCUUUUGAACCCACCAGCAUUUUGCGCAGCAGGUCUUUCAUACCUUCACCAUCUAGGAAGGGUGGUCCAGGUGUGCAUUGGUUAGCGCCUGUCACCAAGAUUGGCUGUCCUGAGUUCAGCUCUCAUCUCGGGCAUACUGUUCUUUCUCUGCAUGUGGCAUCUUUACAGGGCUGGCUGCCUUGCCGUGAUAUAUCCUUAGUUGCUGGCUUGGUGUAAAACACAUAUUUUCCCCCUGCCCCUCUCAUCAUCUACCUUCCACAUCACUAUAUGAGCUCAAUGGACUCAAUUAGUCCUAACAUUGUUAUUUUUCUUUUUUUUUUGUUGACUUGCCAGCAUGCCACACUUUCGUGAUGUCAUACC
Messenger RNA from Pomacea canaliculata, 3844 nucleotides. Its product is annotated as contactin-5-like. The transcript is spliced from 13 exons. The record is from RefSeq and is a predicted model, not a curated record. NCBI's taxonomy places the organism in Eukaryota, Metazoa, Mollusca, Gastropoda, Architaenioglossa, Ampullariidae. The coding region runs from base 672 to 2525 and encodes 617 amino acids.